This is a messenger RNA of Linnemannia hyalina, 4881 nucleotides long. The record is from the annotation of a GenBank genome assembly. NCBI's taxonomy places the organism in Eukaryota, Fungi, Mortierellomycota, Mortierellomycetes, Mortierellales, Mortierellaceae.
AUGCAGGCAUUCACAGCCCAGUUGGACGCGGUUCUUAAUGAAAUCGACGUCAAGGACGUCCUCAGAAAAAAUGGCGACGACAUGGAACGACAUCAGCUCUCAUCAAAAACUAACCCCUUUGGCGCUGCCACACUUGGACGCUUGGAACAUAAUAGCAUCUUUCAGGCACCUGCACCCAAGAAGAGAAGACUGAACCCGACGACAACAUGGGCAAAGUACCUUGCAGGUUCAGAAAACUCAAAGUGCUUAUCAGCCUUGGCGGCAGAGUUCCUUAAAGUGUGCAAGUCCAUGGACAGUGUGAACGAACCACUGGCAACGCUUUUUCAGAUCUACCAUAACUCUUUGCAGUCGCCACCGAGGUCCGCUCUGCUUCUCGCCCUCCUGUACAACAUCUUUCACCCAAGCUCGACACUCCCACUCUACGAUCGCAUCAAAUCACCAAUCUCUCUCAGCAAAUCGUUCAUCCAACUGACACAGUAUCUGGAUGUCUCCAACCAGUUUCAGUGGACAGGAACUAUGGCGCUCAUUCUGCGAUGCCUACAGCAACCCGACUGUGAGACAAUCCCCUCGGAGACCUCCGUCGCCAUCAUGAUGUCGAUCCUCAAGAAGAUCAACGUCUUGCCACUGAACUGUAACCACGACCAGAAAGAGUGUGCGUCAAAGGGUCUUGAGGUCAUUCAGGCAUUCCUGGAGAUCCCAAGUGCAGCCAAGACUGCGCACGCAACAUAUUACGACUUGCUCCGCGAGAUCUCUCAAGUGUUUCCACCGGGGGUGGUCAUUCACUGGACUUUGGAGCGGCUCAUGGAUCACCUUCAGGAGCGGCGGCAGAAUCUGGCGUUUUUAGUCAUGCCUCCAGAUGCCUCAUGGCCCCUCAUCUCGCAGAUCAACCGCCAGCACGAGUUCACCAACCUCACUCAACGCCCCAGCCACCUUCUCUUUGCUCCAGACUAUGAAAAGGGCAUCAAGGACGGGCAGAUGACGACCUAUGUCAGUCUGUUUGGCGAUCUGCUGUACCAAAGGGCGCCAUCGGACGAAAUUUUCUUCAUGAUCCGCCAACUCCCUCAUAACGCAAAAGGAGUCUCAGCAUUGCGGGAAUCUCUUGUCAUCAAAACCCGCGACGUUGUCCGCUGCUGUCAACGCCACAGCCGAUUCCACGAGCCUCGGCAAACGGACAUGCACCCACCCGUCACCGCCAACCCGGACAUGGUCAUUCCUGACAAUAUCGAUUUCAUGGAGCUGUUGAUCGAGUUGUCGGAUCAGCUGUAUGCCUUUGUCGGAUCAGAGCUCUCUCAAAUCUCCAACAUCUACCCUACUGGAUACUCAGUCCUUUACGAGGACUUGAUUGUCGACUAUCAUGCGUUGAUUACCCCAAGUGACAAGGGACCUGCAGAGCUCGAGAGGGACAACACGCUCAUCUAUCUUUUGCUCCAGCUCAUCCACAUUGAGAAAGUUGGUGGCAAAGACAAGCUUCUGGCGCAGGACUAUGCUGGCGACGAACACCUCUUCCGACUUCUGAUCGCCCUGUACAACGAGGACCAGGUGAAUUCCAAGGACGGCUUCUAUCUCCGCGACCUCGCUCUCCAGUGCGCCAUCAGUCAUCAACAAAUCUACAUCCGAGAUCGAUCUAUGAUGAAGUUGCGCCAUCCCAAGCUCGCCGUCAUCUGGCCCUACUACUCGCAGAUUUGUUACAAUGUCCAGUCGUACUUUUUGACAAAGUACAAGAACAACCUCCAGGACCUCACCUGCCUCACGAACCUUCCAACUCAGGAGAACGUCAAGGUCGCCAUGGAGUCUCAGAUUCGCCAACACAUUGUCGCAGGAACUCUUUUCAUCUACUUGGUGCCCAACUACCAAGGAAAGGAGCCAGAGCUUGACGCCUCGGGCAUGUUCUUGAAGGGAGGCACCCUCAGUCACAAACUGCUCGAUAUGUUGAACAUCGACACCAAGCACAGACUUCUUGGUCUGAUUUACAAGAUGAUGCUGGACGGCGAGCAAGGACCUCGUUUCCAUGGAGACCCCCCACCGCAAGUCAAGUUCGUCUCGCCCUAUGUGAUUGACGUCGUCUACAAGCUACUGUCAAGCACGCCCUGCUCAGUGGAACCUGUCAUCAAGGUCCUGUUCGACAAGCUGCGACGAUACGACCGAAAGUCAAUACAGGAUGUGCCCAUGGAGACGACCCGCUGGCAGUUCACCGUUUUGCAGCUUCUCAACUUCCGACUCAUCCGACCCCUCAAGUUCACGGCGACCUGUGCUCACCUCCUUCACUAUAUGAAGUUUGCACUUUCAGGAACCAAGCACCGAGCGCUUCACAACCUGGUAGAGGCCUGUAACCACAGUGCCCUGAGCAUCCAGACCAGUCACAAGUUCUUGCGAUCGUUGGUGGACAACAAGCGGGAGCGACCCUUCUGGUUCGAAGAGUCGGAGGCUCUGGCGCGUCGGGCUGUCAUGACCAUUGCACGUGUGGUAAAGCUUCGAGGUCAGGGUGACGCACCUCAGGGAAUCAUUGCCGAGAUCCUCCAGAUUCUGCACAAGCACCCUAUUGUCUGGACUGAGGAGAUUAUGGCCUUCUUCCCAGAGCCUGUCAGGGACUUUUACAGGAACCGGGAUCAGUCAGGAGUUGCCAACGGGAUCCCUGGAGCAGUGACAGAGGGCGAGGUCUCGACGCUUUUGGAGGGCACUUCGAUUCACAACGUUCUCCUUGUGCCCAAAGGAACCGAGCCCAACACAUAUAUUUUGAGCCACUACUCCGACAUGGCGAAUCACCCCUUCUUCCUGUGCGUCUUCUGGGAGAUUAUUAUCAUUCACCAGCAGAUUUCGGAGACCAUGCUAGAGGAUGUCAGAGCGGUCAUGCUCCAGUUCCCACCAUCACACAUGUCCACCUAUACCCAGCAGCUGAUCGACUAUGCCCUGUGGAAGUUGGAUCCUAAGAACCCCAGCGCCACGGAUGCCUUUGACCUUGUCGUCCGUGUCUUUGAGGACCUCGUCUGGAAGUACCAGCUCCUUAGCAUCGAGCACGUCCUGCAAGCGCUCAUGACUGGCCACCCUGCUCGUUCCGGUGACCUUGGUCUCAAGAUUGUCAUCCAGAUGACCAUCCACUCUUCGGAGCUCUCUAACCGCAUUGCUCAUUGGAACUCGCUUGGUUUCAACCCCCGUUCCUGGGAGGAGGACGCAUAUUAUGAGAAACUCCAGAGCUACCUUGCCCGCUACCCAGAGUACUUCAGUUUUGAGGCGCACGAGGUCAGGACAGGAAACACCAACAUCGUCCCACCUGUAGAGACGCCACUCUUGGUCAGCUACAACAACGUUCUCAUCCGUCUGGUCAACAUCUUUGAUAUGAUCAUUGGCCGCUUUAUCGAGUACCAGAUGACCGAUACCCUCAUCACCUUCCUGGACCAGUUUGGGUCCAUGUACUUGUAUCACAGCACGCCCAUGGGAUUCGUCCGCGACACAUUGCUCUAUUACUACGAGUCACCGACACUCCGAGAUCCACGGGUCAUCAAGGCGCUGGUCAAGUUGCUGGACUUUAAGCAGGUCGAGCUCUCACCAGUUCUGAUCGACUACAUUCAGGAUGCGAACCGGUCGGAGGAGCCCUUUGAUGAGCACUAUGUGCACGAAAUCUGCCGCAAGUUGGCCGUCAGCAUGGAUCCCAAGGAGUGCGGCAUGAAGACGGACUCCUCUAUGCCCGAGCGUCAGUACCGCGAGAUCUCCAACCCCGCCGCACAGGGCCUGUACAUUGCAGUCAUCGAGGCGCUGUCGGCGCCAAUCCCCAGGGAGAGGUUCAUGGAGCAGCUCUUAAGUCUGGUUCUUGCAAAGCGUCCAGGAUCGGUCGCUUCGGCAGCGACGCCGUCUGCCGGUUCGGGAGUUGGAUCUAAUGGCGCCAACUCGACUUCAAGGGUUGUCCCAGAAGCUCGAGUUAUUCAUGCAGCAGGACUGCUGGUGUCGGCGUUGCCCAAGGAGUUUAUGGACCAGUUCUUCGUCGAGGUGGACUCUUUCACGCGGACGGACGAGACGCUGUUACAAGCCUCAACGCCCUCGGAAAAGUCUACGGCUGCGUCAAGGCUUGCUUCUGCCACUGCUGCGUACAAUGGAGCAAAGGAGGCAGGAGCACCGGGAGGAUCAGGAGGCAUUAAGGCAGAGAGCAACGGUCGCCACCAUGACACCAGUGUCUCGUCGACAGGAAAGCGGACAACGGCCCAGGAUAUGCUGCUCUCCAGCCUGUUCAGCAGCUACACUUUCAAUCGCCACAACUUCAGAAGCAACCUGCCCAACUCUUUCUUGACGUUUUUCCAUGCCGUCGUCCAUUACUCUUCGGCUGAUAUUUUACUCCGCGUGAUGAAAUGUCUCGAGAACUGGAGGCAGGGGACAUGUCUGCCACCACCGGAGGGAUCCAGUGUGCUGAACUACAACAACAAGCUGAUCCGGAUCAACAGUCAAUACGAUAGCCUGCGUGACGAGGAGAUUGAAGAAGGAAACCAUGGAGAUGAAGGUGAUGAGACGGGCGAAAACGGGGGAGCAACAGCUGCUCCGGUGACGGAUCCGAACAUGCUUAAGAAGAUGGUCAAGAACAGGAGCAUCAGGACGGACACGCAGCUGCUAUUCAUUUGUGCGCUGAUUGGACCUUUGACGCACCGGUUCGAGAAGGUCCAAAUUGGAGGCACGACAGGACACUUUUUCGUGGUCCUGGUUGAGUUGUUCACUAUGGUGACCGACAUGAUCGAGGUCGCUGCGGCGCCUGGGCUCUGUACCCUGGAGAGAGUCAUUGAUUUCAUCCACCAUGUACGGGCUCACAUCCCCAAGGAUCCAGAUACCAGUGCUCGAUUGGCGCUUCUGCUCAAGGGCAUGCGACCGUGGCUCCAAGGACGACUUGGCAGUAUUGUCUGA